Molecule: messenger RNA, 591 nt
Organism: Arachis ipaensis
Lineage: Eukaryota; Viridiplantae; Streptophyta; Magnoliopsida; Fabales; Fabaceae
Source: RefSeq, a predicted model, not a curated record
AUGGGGGACGAUCCGGCACGGUUAUAUCGCUUGGACGGAGUCGCCCAUAUAGCUAGGGUCAUCAACGAGAAGCCUCAGCGAUGCAUCAGGAGCAUGCGGCAACAGCAGGGCAUGCUCCUCGAUGACAGAUACGUUCCGUACCUGCAGAUGGCAGGUCUUUACCAUCUUGCAAGGCUGAACGAUAGAUGGUUCCGGUUGGACGAGGCCCUUGACGUGGCAUACCAGCUGGGUUUGCCAGUGGACGGGUGUUACAUCAGCGGCUGCCUAUCAGAGUUCCAGAUAUACAUCCAGGGUGGCCGUCCAGCCUGGGUUUGGUUCGAGGAGUUGCUUGGAGUGGUACCUCCUCCUAGCCAGGUUCAGAAGUAUGCGGUCAACUGCAGCUGGUUUCAGGAGACUUUUGGUGAGUGCCCGGAGGGAGCUGAUGAGGAUACUGUGCAUCGAUAUGCCCCUAGGCUGGAGGAGAUGGGGACCUACAGCUGGGGUUCUACAGCACUGGCAUGGUUGUACCGGUGCAUGUGCCGAGUGGCGAACAGAAAUGUUAUCAAGCUAGCGGGCCCACUUCAGCUACUUCAGUCAUGGAUUUUCUGGUGA